Plasmodium relictum is the source of this 777-nucleotide messenger RNA. It is a transcript of the gene CSP, whose product is annotated as circumsporozoite (CS) protein, putative. The record is from RefSeq and is a predicted model, not a curated record. The transcript has a single exon. Bases 1 to 777 code for a protein of 258 amino acids. Gene Ontology annotation, cellular component: cell surface. Lineage: Eukaryota; Apicomplexa; Aconoidasida; Haemosporida; Plasmodiidae.
AUGUAUUUCAAAAUGAAGAAAUUGGCCAUAUUAUCAACAGCAUCGUUUUUAUUUGCUGACUUUCUACUUCAAGAAUAUCAGCACGAUGCAAACUACAAUAAAUCCAGAAUUUUAAAUGAGGUGUGUUAUAAUAAUACAAACAUUCAACUAUAUAACGAAUUGGAAAAGGGAAGUUACGAGAGUCAAACAUAUUUCUAUAACACAAAAAAAACACAUAGAUUACUUGGAGAGAAUGGUAAUAGAGUAAAUGAAGUUAUACCAAUUAAUAAUGGGAGAAAUAAUAAUGGAAUAAAGAAUAGAAGGUUAAAUCUACGUCAACUAGCUGAGGGAGCUGGCAAUGGUGCUGGUGCUGGUAAUGGUGCUGGUGCUGGUAAUGGUGCUGGUGCUGGAAAUGGUGCUGGUGCUGGUAAUGGUGCUGGUGCUGGUAAUGGUGCUGGUGCUGGAAAUGGUGCUGGUGCUGGUAAUGGUGCUGGAGCUGGUGAUGGUAAAAAAGAAGAGAAACCAAUACCAGAUCCAACCAAAGAAGAAAUUCAGAAAUAUAUAAAUAGUGUACUUGAUAGUGUUACAUCUGAAUGGUCUAAAUGCAACGUAAAAUGUGGAAAAGGUGUGCAAGUUAGAAUAAGACCUGAUUCUAAUAAAAAUAAAGGUGAUAAACUUACCAUAAAUGAUGUUGAAGCAAAAAUUUGUGAACUAAAAAGAUGUUCUUCCAGUAUAUUUAAUGCUAUAAGCAAUUCAUUAGGUUUAGCAAUAUUUUUAGUCUUUUUAUUUUUUUAUUAA